GGGUUGAGGUACCGCUACUUCUUUUCCGUACUCCCUGACAGAUGAACAAUCCCCGACCGGCAGACCUCACACAAGUCCAGACAGACAGGAAAACUCCGCCCCCCCGUAAUUCUUCCCGCCCCUCGGCGUCCAGACAGACAGACCGACGGCUUGCCCCGCCCCCUGCUCUACCGACCGACUCAUCGACCUCAGCAUUCUUAGGUCUCUGAGUCCUCGCUGGUGACGCGGACCUCCUCCGCCGUCCACCCGCACCUCCCCUCCCCCGCUCCCGCCCAUCUCAUUCUGUCCCCACCCUGGGCCCCCAGGGCAGGUCGACAGCCUGGGACACUUCUCCGACCGCAUUCCCAGGCUGGGAGACCAACUGCCAGCGCAGUGUUUCCCUGUGACCCUGCAGCCGCUCUGAAGACCUGCCAUUCUUCCUUGCAUCAUCAGGCGUCUGAGAGGCACCCUAAGGUGACUUCUCUUAGAGCCUGUUAGUAGGUGGUCAUGACAGAGACAACGCCAUGAAAGUGAAUGGGUCAGGAGUGACCAGGUCUUUCUCCUCACCUUUUCCCAGACACACCCCUUGCAGCAGAUAUCAGAUCUAGUCUCACUCCAUUCUUGGGAGAAAAUAGCUCCCCAGGCCUAGGGUGGGACAUUGGCUCUGGGAAGGAAGAGAGACACGCUGGUCGCCUUUGAAGGCCUGUAGGUAGAGAGAGGAGGGAGGGUGUUUGCCCUUCAUAGGGCUUUGUGCCAGGUCCUCUAGGCGGCUGAGAGGUGGUGAGAGAAGGGGUAGGAACACUGGACUUCUGGACUUUGGGCAGGGCAGAUCCUUGUGAGUCCCUGGCUACUGAAAGAGUUUCUUCCGGGCUCUGGCCUGAACGCCACAACCAAGGGCCCUGCUCUGUAUACCUACCGCCCAGGCAAGGUCCCCCUGGCCAAGAUGUCAGGCCUGGUGCUGGGGCAGCGGGAUGAGCCUGCAGGGCACCGGCUCAGCCAGGAGGAGAUCCUGGGAAGUACCCGGCUGGUGAGCCAAGGGCUGGAGGCCCUACACAGUGAACAUCAGGCUGUCCUGCAAAGUCUGUCCCAUACUAUCGAGUGUCUACAGCAAGGAGGCCAUGAAGAAGGGCUCGUGCACGAGAAGGCCCGGCAGCUGCGACGUUCCAUGGAGAACAUCGAGCUGGGGCUGAGCGAGGCCCAGGUGAUGCUGGCCUUGGCCAGCCACCUGAGCACAGUGGAGUCGGAGAAACAGAAACUGCGGGCUCAGGUACGGCGGCUGUGUCAGGAGAACCAGUGGCUCCGGGAUGAGCUGGCGGGCACCCAGCAGCGGCUGCAGCGCAGUGAGCAGGCUGUGGCUCAACUGGAGGAGGAAAAGAAGCACCUGGAGUUCCUGGGACAGCUGCGACAGUAUGACGUGGAUGGGCACACCGCAGAGGAGAAGGAGGGUGAUGCCACCAAGGAUUCCCUGGAUGAUCUCUUUCCCAAUGAGGAGGAAGAAGACACCAGCAAUGGCUUGUCCCGUGGCCAGGGCGCCCAGCACAGCGGAUAUGAGAUCCCGGCCAGGUUGCGGACACUGCACAACUUGGUGAUCCAGUAUGCUGCCCAGGGUCGCUAUGAGGUGGCUGUGCCACUGUGCAAGCAGGCACUGGAGGACUUGGAGCGCACAUCUGGCCGUGGCCAUCCUGAUGUCGCGACCAUGCUCAACAUCCUUGCUUUGGUGUAUCGGGACCAGAAUAAGUAUAAGGAAGCUGCCCACCUGCUGAAUGAUGCCCUCAGCAUCCGGGAGAGCACCUUGGGCCGGGACCACCCUGCUGUGGCUGCCACACUCAACAAUCUGGCUGUGCUCUAUGGCAAGAGGGGCAAAUACAAGGAGGCGGAGCCACUGUGCCAGCGUGCACUGGAGAUCCGAGAAAAGGUCCUGGGCACUGACCACCCAGAUGUGGCAAAGCAGCUGAACAACCUGGCCCUGUUGUGCCAAAACCAGGGCAAGUACGAGGCCGUGGAGCGCUAUUACCGGCGGGCACUGGCUAUCUAUGAGGGGCAGCUGGGGCCGGACAACCCUAACGUAGCCCGGACCAAGAACAACCUGGCUUCCUGUUACCUGAAACAGGGCAAAUAUGCCGAGGCCGAGACGCUCUACAAAGAGAUCCUAACCCGGGCCCACCUGCAGGAGUUUGGGUCUGUGGAUGAUGACCACAAGCCCAUCUGGAUGCAUGCAGAGGAGCGGGAGGAAAUGAGCAAAAGCCGGCACCGAGAGGGUGGCACACCCUAUACUGAGUACGGAGGCUGGUACAAGGCCUGCAAAGUGAGCAGCCCCACAGUAAACACCACUCUGAGAAACCUAGGAGCUCUGUACAGGCGCCAGGGAAAGCUGGAGGCAGCUGAGACCCUAGAAGAAUGUGCCCUGCGCUCCCAGAAACAGGGCACUGACCCUAUCAGUCAGACCAAGGUGGCCGAACUACUUGGGGAAGGUGACAGUGGAAGGACCUCCCAGGAGGGCUCUGGGGGCAGCGUGAAAUUCGAGGGAGGUGAAGAUGGUUCUGUGGCUGUGGAGUGGUCAGGGGAUGGCAGUGGGACCCUGCAGAGGAGUGGUUCUCUGGGCAAGAUCCGGGAUGUGCUUCGUAGAAGCAGUGAGCUCCUGGUGAGGAAGCUCCAGGGGACUGAGCCUCGGCCCUCCAGCAGCAACAUGAAGCGGGCAGCCUCCUUAAACUAUCUGAAUCAACCCACUGCAGCACCCCUCCAGGUCUCCCGGGGUCUCAGUGCCAGCACCACGGACCUCUCUUCAAGCAGCUGACAUUCAACCUACCCCCCAGGUCUGCUGGGUCUCCCCCCAGACAGCCCUCUCAGCAUUCCCUAUUGCUCCUGGCUCUUCCGCCCCCAAGGUGGGACAGUGAAGGGAGAGCAGUUAAACAGAAGAUUGCUGCUGUCUUGGCUCCCUCCUCAGGAAUUCGCCUCAGGAAGGACCCUCAGGACAUCCUCUCCCCUCCCCAUAGUCCUCUAGAGUAGCUAGCUCUGAGGCCCCCAAGAUACAUAAGGAGCAGGUAUGCAUCUCAGAGAUGGAGCCUGCUGCUGGCUUUUCAAUCAGAGGGUUUGGGGCUGGCCAGCCAAGCUGCCUUGCUCUGGCCUCUCUUGUUCCCUCUGCUGCCUCACUUCAGGUCCACGUAUUUCACUUUUCUUAAAUAAAAGAAUCAGGUAACCGUUU
Molecule: messenger RNA, 3181 nt
Organism: Suricata suricatta (meerkat)
Lineage: Eukaryota; Metazoa; Chordata; Mammalia; Carnivora; Herpestidae
Gene: KLC4
Product: kinesin light chain 4
Exons: 16
Coding region: 923-2773 (616 amino acids)
Biological process (GO): axo-dendritic transport
Cellular component (GO): kinesin complex; membrane-bounded organelle; cytoplasm
Molecular function (GO): kinesin binding
Source: RefSeq, a predicted model, not a curated record